Messenger RNA from Nylanderia fulva, 2472 nucleotides. The record is from RefSeq and is a predicted model, not a curated record. NCBI's taxonomy places the organism in Eukaryota, Metazoa, Arthropoda, Insecta, Hymenoptera, Formicidae.
AUGUCCAGCAGAAGAUACGUGGUGCGGCUGCCAUUUGCUUCACCGCCGACAUCGCUCAGCGAGACUCGUCGACCUGCAGAGCGCCUCCUGGAAGCCAUGGAGCGGAAGGGAGCCCGUGAUUCUUGGUUCGGCGACCUCUAUCGAGAUUUCAUGGACGAGUACGAAGACCUGCACCAUAUGAAGAAGGUUAGCACGUCUACAACAGCUUCUAGCCCCAGCUCGGACAACAUCCACGAGUACGAGCUGAAGACCGUGACCUACGGACUGGCGUGCGCACCCUUCCUCGCCAUCAGGACUUUUCAACAACUUGACGAAGAAACACGGUAUCCACGCGGAGUCAGGGCGCUGCGACACGACUGUUAUGUCGACGACGUGGUCACCGGUGCUGACAGCCUAGCGGAUGCUAUCGAACUUCAACAGGAACUACGGAGUCUCUGCAUGGCGGGCGGAUUUCCUCUAAGAAAGUGGGCUGCCAACAAUCAGCAGGUGCUCACAAGAAUUCCACCGGAACAUCGGCUUCAACGCGGACCGCGCUCGUGGGAAGGAGAGAGCCACGCUAUCCUGGAUCUUCGAUGGCAUCCUCAAGGUGAUUGGUUCUCCUUCACCAUACGUCCACGUGCAAUCACCGACCUCACAAAGAGACGAGUUUUGGCCGAGACAGCUCGACUAUUUGAUCCAAUGGGCUGGCUAGCACCUGUCGUCAUCCGAGCCAAAAUUCUGAUUCAGACUACGUGGCUUCAACGGCUGGAUUGGGACUCUCCGCUGCCUGAUCAGGACGCACACCGCUGGAGACAGCUGUUAAAUCAACUUCCUUUGUUGGAUCACAUCCGUGUGGAUUGUUGGCUCAACACCGGAGAUGACCAGUCGCAAUUGCAGCUCCAUGGGUUUGCCGAUGCGUCGGAGCGAGGAUACGCCGUCGUAGUGUACAUCCGCAACGCUGCAACAGAGAAAACAUCAAUCAAUCUGUUGAUGGCAAAAUCAAAGGUCGCACCAGUCAAACAGGUGUCGUUACCUCGAUUGGAACUUUGUGCCGCCGCAUUACUUACCACGCUCAUGCUGCACGUACGCACUACCCUCGGCUUGGCUGCUACGCCGGUGCACCUGUGGUCCGACUCUAAGGUUACCCUUCACUGGAUUCGCGGACACUGCACCCGCUGGAAAACCUUUGUCGCCAACCGAGUGUCUCAGAUUCAGACCCUGCUUCCAGACGCUCACUGGAGACACGUCGCCGGACAAGAAAAUCCUGCAGAUUGUGCCUCGCGCGGUGUUACCCCUGAUGAUUUACUUAAUCAUGAAUUGUGGUGGACAGGACCUACCUGGCUGUUAGAGGACGAGGCUGCAUGGCCUGGUGCAGACAUCGACGUCCCAGAGGAUGACCUCCCGGAGCAGCGAGUCACCAGUCUGGUAGUCAAGGCGCCAGUCACUGCCGAACCGGACCUUCUUCUACGGUUUCCGACGCUGCAACGGCUGGUGCGAGUCACUGCGUGGUGUCGUCGAUGGCUCAACCCGGUGAGACGUGACGCCAGACCUGGCCGUCCAUUGCAUCCGGACGAGCUAGACUCCGCCUUGUUUCGAUGGCUGCGAGUAGUGCAGGCGCUCCACUUUCCGACGGACGUAGCCGCGGCCUCUGCUGGACGCACUAGUCCACCGCGAAGCCACCUAGUAAAGUUGAGUCCGUUCCUCGACGGUCAAGGCGUACUGCGCGUCGGAGGACGUCUCAAAAACUCUCAACUACCGCUCGACGAGAAACAUCCGAUGAUCAUUCCUGCGGCAUCCUGGCUGACUCGGCUGGUGAUAGAUUCCUGCCAUCGACGGACACUGCACGGGGGUGUGCAGCUGACACUCGGCCUGCUCCGCCUGCGCUUCUGGGUACCUCGAGGAAGAACCGCCGUCAAGCAGCAGCUACACCGAUGCGUUACCUGCACUCGAUGGCGUGCUGCCACGCCACAGCCUCAGAUGGGUAACCUUCCUCGGGACCGAGUAACGCCAACUCGACCGUUCUUCAGCACCGGCUUGGAUUACGCGGGACCCAUCCUCCUCCGGACCAGCAAGGGACGUGGACACCGUGCGCACAAGGGGUACAUCGCAGUCUUCGUCUGUUUCUGGUCGAAGGCCAUUCACUUGGAAGUCGUCUCAGACUACACCUCAGAGGCUUUUAUCGCCGCUCUGCACCGCUUCGUCUCCCGCAGGGGUUUCUGUGCUGAGAUUUACAGCGACUGCGGCACGACGUUCAUCGGGGCAGAUCGUACGCUGCGAAGUCUCUUCAAUGCAGCGACAGCCGAAGGUCAUCGUAUCGUCCUUGCCGCCACCGCUCAAGGAAUCCGCUGGCAUUUCAACUCGCCAGCGGCCCCGCACUUUGGUGGUCUUUGGGAGGCUGCAGUAAAGUCGACCAAGUUCCACCUCCGUCGGAUGAUCGGCGAGACCACCUUCACAUUCGAAUUUCCAACGUGGACGCGCGUACGGGCGCCCUGA